AUUUGAUUUCUCCUGAAGACCAAGGUUCCUCCGGGUGAGAGAGGGCACCAUGGCUCUGGAGAAGUCCUUUGUGCUGUUCCCACUGCUCGCCCUGAUGCUUCUGGUCGUGGGCUGGGCCCAACCUUCCCUGGCCAAGGAGACCCCAGCCAUGAAGUUCCAGAGGCAACACAUGGAUCCUGGCAGCUCCCCCAGCAGCAACCUCAACUACUGCAACCAGAUGAUGGUGUACCGGAAUAUGACGCGGGGCAGGUGCAAGCCAGUGAACACCUUUGUGCAUGAGUCCCUGGAAGAUGUCCAGGCGGUCUGCCUCCAGGGGAGCAUCACCUGUAAGAAUGGCCAGUCCAACUGCCACCGGAGCGGCUCACGUGUGCACAUCACAGACUGUCGCCUGAAGGGCGGUGCCAAGUACCCCAAAUGUGAAUACCGGACGACCACAAAGAUGAGCUACAUCAUCGUGGCCUGUGAGGGGAGACCGUAUGUGCCCGUCCAUUUUGAUGCUUCUGUGGAGGUCUCUUCCUGAGGCCGGAGCACAGGUGUCCCCAUCGCAUCAUGAUUAUGACACCUGGGUCCCAGUGCAUUCGUCUUCCCUCGGGGCUUUUUGGGCUUAGGUGUGGGGGGUGAGGUGGAUUUCCCAUAUG
Molecule: messenger RNA, 638 nt
Organism: Echinops telfairi (small Madagascar hedgehog)
Lineage: Eukaryota; Metazoa; Chordata; Mammalia; Afrosoricida; Tenrecidae
Gene: RNASE1
Product: ribonuclease A family member 1, pancreatic
Exons: 2
Coding region: 50-520 (156 amino acids)
Molecular function (GO): nucleic acid binding; RNA nuclease activity
Source: RefSeq, a predicted model, not a curated record